AUCAGGAGAUGGGCCGGGCGUGCAGCUAGCAGGGUGCAGCCCCGGCGCACAGCGCGUCCUGGUCCCCCGGCCUCCCCGCUGCCAGCCCAGGCCCAGCGAGCUCCAGCAAAGCUCCCCGCGUCCUCCGGCCAGCCUCGCCUCUCGCAUCUCCCUCCCCGCCGCCCGUCCCCGAUUUCGGAGCAGCUGCCUUGCUGCGGAGCCGCCGUGGCCAUGCCGGCAGCGGGGCUGGUGCUGGCGCUCUGCGCCCUGCUGCAGCUGUGCCCGGCCGCCCUCGGCGGCUUGCGGCCGCAGCUCCUGGUGGAGAGGAGCGGCUCCAGGAGGCUGAGCAAGGUUGGAGGCUUCUCCUGGGAGAACUGCGGUGAGGGGAAGGAUCCCGUCGUGCUCCAGAGCCUCUCUGUGGCGCCCGACCCCAUCAGCAUCCCGGGGAACCUGCGCAUCAGCGCGGCCGUGAACGGGAACAAGGCCAUGGCCUCCCCUCUGAAGACGGUGCUGGUGGUGGAGAAGGCUCUGGGCGACCUCUGGAUCCAGCUGCCCUGCAUCGACCAGCUGGGCAGCUGCACCUACGAUGACAUCUGCACCAUCCUCGACACCCUCAUCCCGCCCGGCACCCCCUGCCCGGAGCCGCUGCUCACCUAUGGCAUCCCCUGCCACUGCCCCUUCAAAGCGGGCUCCUACUCCCUGCCAGCCAGCGACUUCGCCCUGCCCGACGUCGAGCUGCCCUCCUGGAUGACCAACGGCAACUACCGCGUGCGGGCGGUCGUCAGCAGCAAAGGAGAGGAGCUCGCCUGCGUCAAGCUGGGCUUCUCCCUGCAGUCCCAGUGAGGGGCAGGGGAGGGCCGUCCCUCUUCUCCCUGCCACCUUUUUUCCUCAUCUCAUCCUGUCCAGUUGCAUCUCAUCCCAUCCAACCUCAUCCAUCCCAUCCCACCCCACCCCACCCCACCCCACAUCCGUCCCUGCCUCUGCUGCCCUGUCUGCACCCCCCCCCCCCCACCGCCGUGUCCCUCCUUGUGGUCCCAAACUAACAUUUGAAGCAGGAGGAGAGAAAAGCUUUGGGCGGGCUCAGGAGCUUUCCCCAGCCCUGUCCCCGCAGGGAGAGUGACACCGCUGCCAGGAGGAGGCACCCCCAUACACCUGCCCCAUUUCCCCCCUCUCAUGCUAAACACAGAAGGUCCCCCGUGGCUGUCCCUCCGUCCCCAACCCCACCACCCAUGUCCCCAGCCCAGAACAGGGUAGCUUUGGAGCCUACCCCCCAGCCUGAUGCUGGAGCUUGGGGGUAGCUGUUUUUUACCUGCUUGCCCUUUUUUAAAACUUUUCUUAAUCUCACCAGGGGAAUUUUAGACAAAAAAAAAAAAACAUUCCAGGGAAAAGCAAUAUUCCUUGAAGCAGCCCAAGGAAAGGAGGGAGCAUGUGGGGAGUGCCGGGGGCAGGCUGGAGGGAUGCAGGGUGAGCUGUGGUGGCUGUCCCCACCUCUGGCUGGAGCACAGAUGGGGCCAUUUCACAGAAGUGUCCCCAGAGCAGUUGCAGGAGGCCUGUCCCCAGCACGGCAGCUCAGGUGUGCCCUUGGUGCAGCCCCAUCCUGGGCAUGGGGCCAGCUCGGAGACACGAGGCCCCCAUGAGGACACCUCCCCGUGCACCUGCCUGUGACAAAACAAGCACAAAAGGGGGGAGAGCCCCAAACCCCAGCCAGACGUUGCCUGCCACAAGGCACCAGGCGGCUCGUGCUGCUCCCAGCAGCCAGGGGAGGUGGCUGGUCGUGGGCCACGAUUGCUCCCGAUUGCUCCGGGUGGGACGUGGCUGUGACACGCAGCCUGGCCGAGGACAAGUCCUGGUCAUCUCAUUUUGCCCCUGGGACCGAGCCGAGGCAGGAUGCUGCACCCAGCGUGGCGCUAACUGGGACUGCACCACCAAGACCAGCAGCCUGGUCAUGUCUGGGGGCCCUUCAGCUGCAGCCUGGGGGUUGGUGGUGCAGAUAGGGACUGGGCUGAGCGGGCAGCAUCCGUCCUGCUGCAGCUACACUGCCCGUGAGCACUGCCUGACCCUGUUCUGACACCAGCCACGUCCCCGCAGCCCAGAGGUGCGGGUGACCCCCUCACCCCGAUCUGUCCCCCCCUCGCUGGCGUUCCGUGGCUGCUGCCGGUCCCCCAAGCACUUUAACGCCCUGACCACGGUACGGCUGCCUUGGCAGAGCCUGCAGGAGGUGCUUCGCCAUCCCGAUGUGCUCCCACCUCCUCCCCGUGCCCUGACCUCGCCCCGCUGCAGGUGCCGCUGCGGAUCGCUGUGCCCGCAGCCCCGCUAACCCCCCCACCCGCUCCCUGCUCGCGGCGCCCCCGCGCCGGGCGGGUGCCGGGCCCUUAAUAAACGUUUGUAAGA
This is a messenger RNA of Cygnus atratus (black swan), 2370 nucleotides long. It is a transcript of the gene GM2A, whose product is annotated as ganglioside GM2 activator. Gene Ontology annotation, cellular component: cytoplasmic side of plasma membrane. Gene Ontology annotation, biological process: ganglioside catabolic process; lipid transport. The record is from RefSeq and is a predicted model, not a curated record. The transcript has 4 exons. Bases 211 to 822 code for a protein of 203 amino acids. Gene Ontology annotation, molecular function: enzyme activator activity; lipid carrier activity. Lineage: Eukaryota; Metazoa; Chordata; Aves; Anseriformes; Anatidae.